Messenger RNA from Salmo salar (Atlantic salmon), 1613 nucleotides. RefSeq names its product claudin 10b (gene cldn10b). The record is from RefSeq and is a predicted model, not a curated record. Gene Ontology annotation, cellular component: membrane; bicellular tight junction. Gene Ontology annotation, molecular function: structural molecule activity. NCBI's taxonomy places the organism in Eukaryota, Metazoa, Chordata, Actinopteri, Salmoniformes, Salmonidae.
UCUAGAGCCCAUGCCUGGGAUUGUCUUCAACAAUAUUCAUUGGCCAGUGGACCGUCAGUCACACCGUUACUCUUUUGUCUGAAGAUCUCACCAACUUCAGUAGUAAGCACUCUAUUGUACACAAUGAGUAACAUGGUGACAGAGAUUUUGGCCUUUAUUCUCACCACGUCUGGCUGGGUCCUGAUCUCCUCCACCAUACCCACGGAUUACUGGAAGGUGUCCUCUCUGGAUGGCACGGUCAUCACCACAGCUACCUUCUGGUCCAACCUGUGGAAGACCUGUGUCACUGAUUCAACAGGAGUCUCCAACUGCAAGGACUUUCCCUCCAUGCUGGCACUGGACGGCUACAUCCAGGCCUGCCGGGGUCUGAUGAUCACUGCUGUAUGUUUGGGCUUCUUUGGUGCUGUCUUCGCCUUGGUCGGAAUGAAGUGCACCAAGAUUGGGGGAUCAGACCAAAGCAAAGCCAGGACAGCUUGCAUUGCCGGGGUCAAUUUUAUACUCAGCGGUCUCUGCUCGUUGUCUGCAUGCUCCCUGUAUGCACACAGGAUAACAUCUGAGUUUUUUAACCCCAUGUUUGUCGCUCAGAAGUAUGAACUGGGGGUUGCCUUGUUCAUUGGCUGGGCAGGAUCUAUCCUUUGUAUUCUGGGAGGGGUGAUACUCUGCUUCUCAAUAGCAGAUAGUUCCACUACAAGUCACACAGGCUAUGCCUACAGAGGAGCUGAAUCUAAUGUUUCUUCUCACCCUAGAGGGCAUACACAGCCCAUGAGCCAGAGGCCUCCACCAGAGUACAGUAGCUCUUCUAGAGUACAGCACUUUGAUAAGAAUGCCUAUGUAUAAGGAAUGAUAGGACAAAUGCAGAACCUGAACAGCGGCAUGGUCUCAAGAGGCCGAUUUACUGCCAUACCAGUUAAAAGGAGGAGAAAGAAUGUGCUAAAUGACUGGCUGGCCCAUUGUGUCACAAAUGAUGAUAGAUCAGAAAGAGAUCACUUUAUAUUGGAGUUGAUCCCCCUGUUCACCUAUUUAUGAUAGCACUAAUUUCUAUGCUGAGCCCAAUGGAAAUCAGAGCCUUUUUGAGUUCAUAAGAGAUUGGCUGAGAUUUUUGGCUUUGAUAUUUACUUUAUAAUAAUAUGUGAGCCUUCUGGUAGACCUAUGCUGCGAAUCGAAAUAGUGUCAAUAAUAACCCCUUUUCUGUACAAUUGUUGAGUUUUUAAAAAAUGUUUUGAUAAUUGUUUGACAUUAAAGCGAGGAUGUGAACUGUUAUAUUUUGUCACGUCUUGACCAGUGAAAAGGGUCAUUUUGCCAUAGUAGUAUGGUCAGGGCGUGGCAGGGGGGUUGUUUUGUGUGUUUUGGUGUUUGUUAGUUUCUAGGGGAAUGUGUUCUAGUUUUCAUUUUCUAUGUUUCGUUUUCCAGGUUUGGCCGAGUAUGGUUUCCAAUCAGAGGCAGGUGUCUUUCGUUGUCUCUGAUUGGAAGCCAUACUUAGGCAGCCUGUUAUCCUUUGGGUUUUGUGGGUGGUUAUUUUCUGUUUAGUUGUUUUACCUGACGGAACUGUUGGUCGUUGUUAUUUUGCUGUUUAAGUGCUUUCAUUCAUAAAAUAAAUUAAGAUGAGCACUCAA